ACAAAAUUUUUGUACAUAAAUAUGCAUAACAAUAGAGAUAUAUUCCGAUAAUUCCAUUAUACAUGGUAUUUCAAAACUUACCUAGAAUAGUCGCGCGGGGUACAGGCGUAGCCCAGCACUUUCACAGCCGUCCUGCGCAGGCGUCCGUGUGCCGCGGUGAUCGGCACGAUACUGAUCGACGAAGACGUUCGUAAUUGAGGAAUACACGGGAGGGGGUUGCGGUGAAACGACGCGUUCGGGAUUUAUUCAACAAAAUAACACCUGGGUCUACACUUAUUUUUUUUGGCCCGCGCGCCCACUCUAGUGUUAAAAAUGGCUCUGUCAUAAAUCCUAUUACUCCACAGCUGAAUAUCUAAAUGAACCGACAGUCUGGGACUAGAUUAUAAUUAUUUUAUAGCAAUGACAGUACAAUAUUUUAUAUUUUUACUAAAAUGCGCUUGCGCGAUUGUCCUAUGGCAUAAUGCUGUAGGUAUGCUCCAGAUACACUAGUAUAGAGAUCCUGUUAUUUUUAUUUUAUUAUUAUUUUACUAGCUGACCCAGCAAAGUUGUAUUGCUAUACAGGAUGUCCCAGAAAGAAUGGAUAAUCCUUGAACCCCUUUUUUUUGCAAGUAGGUUCAUAAUGGUUUUGCACAAAAAUAAAACCGAAAUUAUUUGCCAAGAGGGAAAACUUACAGCAAGGAACAGUGUUUACCUUGCAAUUAAUUUACGGUCUUUCAUCCGAUGUCAAUUUACAGUUGAAGCGACUGGAUCAUUCGUGGAACGAAUCUUAAGCGACUAUCAGUGUGGGUUCCGAAUAAACCGGUGUACAUUCGACCAUUAUUCCUCCUUAAACAAUUAAUGGGGAAGAAAUUGGCAUACGCGCAGAGCAUCCGAGUCCUUUUUGUCGAUUUUCAAGUAGGGGGCCCUGUAUACGAUUCUUAAAGGCUCUUUCAGAUCCAGAUAAACUUAGUUUUUUUUGGGGAAGAGAAAAAUACAUUUACGUAUUGAAGACCCCGAAAUGGAGUCUAUAUGCGGCCUUGGGUGUAAACACCCCCUACUGACUAAAAACCUCCUCUGUGCUGAUAGCUCUAAAGCCUUUUACAGCGAGGCCGUACGUUGAAUUUGUUGAUAUGAUAAAGGUGGGCUCUGGAGGCAGUAAGAUACUUGUUCGACUUAACGACGAACUAACGAUGACUUUGAUGCGAUUACCGGACUGAAGCAGUUCUGUGUAAAACCGUUAUAUUGACGUGUCUCCGGAAUAUUGUAUUGUGUCCGGGGAUCGAACGUUACCUGAAUAUCUCGUUUUGAUUUCUUGAGCGGAGGUUCCUCUUAUUGAGAUGCUUGAAGAACUGCUGGAGCAGGAAGAGUCCUCUUUCCCUUGUCUUUCCCUCUCGAUCGUCGGCGAAUAAGAAACGAUGGGUCGGUUUGCCUUGAUGGCUUCGUUGACCUCGCUAGGCGAUUCAUUUCGGUACUAUCCCAGUAUAAUAAAUCACACAAAUCCAACAAUACAGAUAUGUAUUAAUGCAAUAUUAGUUAUGCUAACACUUUGUAAAACAAUAUCUCAGAAUAUUAACGGAUUAUUAUAAUAUUAUUUGAUUUCGACCAUACGUGGCUUAAGUACUCAACGUUAUGAUUUUAAAAUUUGAUGACAUAUUCCAUAGACCGUAAAUAAAUUACAAGGUAUACACUGCUUCUUGAUAUACUAUGCUGUAUGUCUUCUGGAGGCACAUCAAUUAUAUGUUUAUUAUGGCAAAACUUCCAAAUUAAUUGUUUUAUAUCAAAUUAUAUAUGCGAAAAUAUAUUAAACAAAAAACAAUUAAAAUGUGCUGUGGCUCGUUAAUUUUUUUAUUAUAUGUUACAGUUAGAGAAGCAAAAACAGAAGGAAGAACUCAAGAAAUCAAUGAAAUGGAAGACAAUAAUUGUAAAAUUAACAGAAAAAAAGUUACUGAUAUGACUGUGACUAAUUGUGAAGAAGAAAAUGAUUUAGAAAUCAUCAAACUCAAUUUCUCGACGAUUAAAAAGCAGAAUGUAAACGUUCAAAAAAAGGAUAAAAUUAUUCAUUCAGAUGUAAAAGCGCACUCGUGCAGUAUAUGUGGUAAAAGUUUCAAUUUGUUACAUCAUUUGAAAGCGCAUAUGAUCAUACAUACUGGUGAAAAGCCGUAUUCGUGUUUGGUAUGUGGCAAGAGAUUCAAUCAUUCUAGCUCUUUUAAUAAACAUAAUAGAAUACAUUCUGGUGAAAAGCUGUAUUCGUGCCAAAUAUGUGGUAAGGGUUUCAAUCAAUCUGGUAAUUUGCAGACACAUUCCAUAAUACAUUCUGGUGAAAAGCCGUAUUCGUGUAAUACUUGCGGUAAAAGAUUUAUGCAAUCUAGCAAUUUGAACCGACAUAUCAGAAUACAUACUGGCGAAAAGCCGUAUUCGUGUAAUUUAUGUGGUAUUCGUUUCUGUCGUUCUGGUCAGUUGAAAGCACAUUCAGUAAUACAUACUGGUGAGAAGCCGUAUUCUUGUAAUAUUUGUGGUACUGGUUUCAGUGAACCUGGUCAUUUAAAGACACAUACAAUAAUGCAUACUGGCAGAAAGCCGUACUCGUGUAAUGUAUGUGGUAAAGGUUUCACUGAAUCUGGGUUUUUGAACAGACAUAUGAAAAUACACACGGGUGAAAAGCCGUAUACGUGUAAUGUAUGUGGUAAGAGUUAUAGUGAAUCUGCUUAUUUAAAAGUACAUGCGACAAUACAUACCGGUGAGAAGCCGUAUUCAUGUAUUACUUGCGGUAAAAGAUUUAGUCAAUCUAGUCAUUUAAAACAACAUAAUAGACUACAUACUGGUGAAAAGCCGUAUUCCUGUGAUAUAUGUAGUAAGAGUUUCAACGAUUCUAGUAAUUUAAGGAAACAUAAAAAAAUACAUACAGCUGUAAUGCAGCUUAAGAUGUAAAAUUUUUAUUGAAAAUAAAUGCUUGGUUAUAU
Leptidea sinapis is the source of this 2939-nucleotide messenger RNA. RefSeq names its product zinc finger protein 239-like. Gene Ontology annotation, biological process: regulation of transcription by RNA polymerase II. Gene Ontology annotation, molecular function: DNA-binding transcription factor activity, RNA polymerase II-specific; RNA polymerase II cis-regulatory region sequence-specific DNA binding. The transcript has a single exon. The record is from RefSeq and is a predicted model, not a curated record. Bases 1768 to 2907 code for a protein of 379 amino acids. NCBI's taxonomy places the organism in Eukaryota, Metazoa, Arthropoda, Insecta, Lepidoptera, Pieridae.